CGUCCUCUUCUGAUUCUUCUCUGGGACAUAUAUUCUGAUACUGAUUGGGAACCUGUGCGUUAUCUACAUUGUGAAGCAGGACCAUCAACUACAAACUCCCAUGUACAUCCUGCUGGUCAAUUUUUCGUUCCUGGAGAUCUGGUUUGUAACUUCCACUACCGCCAAUAUGCUAGCCAAUUUUCUCUCUGCAUCCAGCACCAUCUGCUUCUCUGGCUGCUUCCUCCGGUUCUACUUCUUCUCCAUGGGCACCACUGAGACUUUCCUCUUGUCCAUCAUGGCCUUGGACAGUUACCUUGCCAUCUGCAGGACCCUGCACUACCUCUCCAUUAUGACAGUCCAAUGCUGCAUCAGAAUGGGAGUCUGCUGUUGGAUGUGCGGCUUCUUGUAUUUCCUCUUGUCUGUUUACCUAAUCUCUCAGCUCCUGUUUUGUUGUCCCAGUAAAUUUGAUCACUUUCUGUGUGACCCAGGACCACUUAUGAAGUUGUCCUGUGUGCCAGCUCCUGCCAUUGAGGUCAGCUGUGCCAUCUUUAACUCUAUCCUCAUGUUCUCCACCUCAUACGUUAUCAGCUCCUACACCCUGGUGAUCAGAGCUGUGCUGAGGGUCCCCUCAGCAGAAGGCUGGCAUAAGUCUUUCUCCACAUGUAGCUCCCACAUGGCCAUGGUAUCACUGUUCUGUGGCUCCAUCAUGAUUGUAUAUGUGAGCCUAACAGCAGGCAAUCCAGCUGGGAUCCAGAAAAUUGUGAGUUUACUUUAUUCUGUGUUGACUCCUGUUUUCAACCCCUUGAUCUACAGUCUCAGGAAUAAGGAGAUGAAGGAGGCCCUGAGAAAAUUAUUCAGAGAUGUGAGAUUUAACCAGCGGCAUGGAAGAAAUGUUUGA
Trichechus manatus latirostris (Florida manatee) is the source of this 877-nucleotide messenger RNA. Its product is annotated as olfactory receptor 11H6-like. The record is from RefSeq and is a predicted model, not a curated record. Gene Ontology annotation, cellular component: membrane. Gene Ontology annotation, molecular function: G protein-coupled receptor activity; olfactory receptor activity. Gene Ontology annotation, biological process: G protein-coupled receptor signaling pathway. Lineage: Eukaryota; Metazoa; Chordata; Mammalia; Sirenia; Trichechidae.